Melanotaenia boesemani (Boeseman's rainbowfish) is the source of this 1676-nucleotide messenger RNA. RefSeq names its product DEAD (Asp-Glu-Ala-Asp) box polypeptide 47 (gene ddx47). The transcript is spliced from 12 exons. The record is from RefSeq and is a predicted model, not a curated record. NCBI's taxonomy places the organism in Eukaryota, Metazoa, Chordata, Actinopteri, Atheriniformes, Melanotaeniidae. Gene Ontology annotation, molecular function: nucleic acid binding; RNA helicase activity; ATP binding. The coding region runs from base 37 to 1476 and encodes 479 amino acids.
CGCAGUGCAGAUUGAUGACACGCUGGGACGAAAAGCAUGGCGGACGACAGCCGGGAAAACGUGAAGGAACACGCAGAAGUGGUUCUUGAAGGUUCUAGUAAUGAUGAUAACGAACAGCUUAAUAACGGAGAAAACGGGGAGGCUCUAAAGACUUUCAAGGAUUUGGGUGUUACUGAGGUGCUCUGUGAAGCUUGUGAUCAGCUGGGAUGGAAGAGCCCAACAAAGAUUCAGGUGGAAGCCAUACCAGUCGCUCUGCAAGGCAAAGAUGUUAUUGGCCUGGCAGAGACUGGUUCAGGAAAGACCGGUGCUUUUGCUCUCCCCAUCCUCCAGUCACUUCUGGCUACACCUCAGAGGCUUCAUACGCUCGUCCUCACCCCCACCAGAGAGUUGGCGUUUCAGAUUUCUGAGCAGUUCGAGGCUCUGGGAUCCAGCAUCGGCGUUAAGUGUGCUGUGAUAGUUGGUGGGAUCGAUAUGAUGUCCCAGUCCUUGGUGUUAGCUAAAAAACCACAUGUUGUUAUUGCCACACCUGGUCGGUUAAUUGAUCACAUGGAAAACACAAAGGGCUUCUCCCUCCGAGCGCUAAAGUUCCUGGUCAUGGAUGAAGCAGACAGGAUUCUGAACAUGGACUUUGAGACUGAGGUGGAUAAAAUCUUGAAGGUGAUUCCCAGAGAAAGACACACCUUCUUGUUCUCUGCAACCAUGACCAAAAAGGUCCAGAAACUGCAGAGAGCUGCUCUGAAAGAUCCUGUAAAGUGCGCAGUCUCAACUAAAUACUCUACAGUCGACAAGCUGCAGCAGUAUUACAUCUUCAUACCAUCCAAGUACAAGGACUGUUACUUGGUGUCCAUCCUGAAUGAGCUGGCCGGAAACUCUUUCAUCAUCUUCUGCAGCACAUGCAACAAUGCCCAGCGGGUGGCGCUGUUGCUUAGGAACCUGGGCAUCACUGCCAUCCCACUUCAUGGACAGAUGAGCCAGAAUAAACGUCUUGGAGCUCUAAACAAGUUCAAAUCCAAGUCUCGGUCUGUGCUGCUGGCGACCGACGUGGCCUCCAGAGGACUGGACAUCCCUCAUGUUGACUGUGUCAUCAAUUACGACAUCCCCACUCACUCAAAGGAUUACAUUCAUCGAGUUGGCCGAACAGCCAGAGCCGGGAGGUCUGGGAAAUCUAUCACAUUUGUCACACAGUAUGAUGUGGAGCUUUUCCAGCGAAUCGAAAGCUUGAUUGGGAAGAAACUUCCAGCUUUUCCUACUCAAGAGGAGGAAGUAAUGAUGCUGGUGGAGAGGGUGAGCGAGGCGCAGAGAUUUGCCAGGCUGGAAAUGAAGGAAGAAGGUGAAAAAAGGAAGAGGCCGAAAGGAAGAGAUGGAGAUGAAGAUGACACAGAACAAGCAAGUGGAGUGAGGAAGAAAGUUAAAGGAGGAUCAGGAGGAGGAGGAGGGAAGAAGAGGGGUGGAGGAGCUUGGAGAGGAGGACGGUGAAGAAAUCCACCACUAAUAGAAAUGUACAUAACCACAACACACAAUGCCUUUCCUGUUUUUGAUGUAAAACUUUAGUAACAUGACAGCUUGUUUUCCACUCUUCAAUAUAGAGCCUAACAACUAUUUAAUUACAGAAAAAAGUGCUUUUUUUCCCCAACAUGUAAAAGUUGUUUCCAUUUUAAAUAAAACUAAAGUGUAAA